This is a messenger RNA of Oncorhynchus kisutch (coho salmon), 1607 nucleotides long. RefSeq names its product tRNA phosphotransferase 1 (gene trpt1). NCBI's taxonomy places the organism in Eukaryota, Metazoa, Chordata, Actinopteri, Salmoniformes, Salmonidae. The transcript is spliced from 6 exons. The record is from RefSeq and is a predicted model, not a curated record. The coding region runs from base 328 to 1014 and encodes 228 amino acids. Gene Ontology annotation, molecular function: tRNA 2'-phosphotransferase activity. Gene Ontology annotation, biological process: tRNA splicing, via endonucleolytic cleavage and ligation.
CCACCUACUGGUUGGAGUCUGAACAAAGUGGAAGUGGAAUGUGCCUGCUUGUUUACAUUUCGUUCUGUUUUUACCAUAUAUGUAAAUGUGUAUUUUGCCAGUGAGUUGUACGACCACAGUUGUUGAUUGUGCUUACUUGCGAACAUUCAACAUUGCGCUUUGAAUGUGCGAACAUAUCUUUAGUACGCAUGGCAAUUGGCAUGUUUAUUAGGCAUGUCGGGCACCAUACCAUUUGAAUCAUUGUGGUAGCUUGCCUUGCUGUGUAGCCUACUGUAAUGAGAGUUGAGAGAGAUCCAUUCCACGUUAAACCGACAGAAAUAACUGUAAAUGGACCGUGGAGGAAGAGGACGUGGAGGAAGGGGGAGGCGAGGUAAUCGUGUAGAGGACAAGGAUGUCCGCCUCUCCAAGUCUUUGUCCUUUGCCCUGCGCCAUGGAGCCAAUCAAAUGGGACUUCACAUGAAUCCUGAUGGCUUCCUAUUUGUGGAGGACCUACUGGCUCAUGCACAGUUCCACGCCUUCUCAUUGGAGGAUGUGGAGAGAGUUGUGGCCACCAAUGACAAGCAGCGAUUCAAGCUCCGCCCUCACCCUGAGAACCGACGGCUGCAGAUCCGAGCCAAUCAGGGACACUCUGUGCAGGUGUGUGAUCUGGACCUGAAGGCUGUACAGCCUCGUUCUCCUGAUUGUCCCAGGGAGGGAAUCCAUGGCUCCUAUCUCCGCCUCUGGCCCUCCAUCCGCUCCGAGGGCCUCAGCCGCAUGAACAGAACACACAUACACCUGGCCCUGGGCCUACCGGGGGAGGACGGGGUCAUCAGCGGCAUGAGGAGAGACUGUGACUUGGCCAUAUUCAUUGACGUCCCCAAAGCAUUGUCUGAGGGUAUCCAGUUCUUCUGGUCGGAGAACGGUGUAUUGCUGACACCUGGGGACACUGAGGGGAAACUACUUCCCCGAUACUUCAGCCGUGCCCUAAAACUAAUACCCACACGUGAAUACCUCACCCACGACACACACUCAUGAAGAGAAUGAUGUUAGAUGAGAGGGAAGUGAAUAUUGACAAAUUAUAGAAAUCUUCUGUUUCAGAGAGUAUUCUGCCACUGGAGUAGGUGAAGAUGGUUAUCUGUGCUUUGGAGGUAAAGACUUGGCUGAAUUUGUCACCAGACGGCUGUUGAUUUCCAGUUCUGUCUAGACUGUUUCCAUGGUAUCCAAUACUGUUCGGGACCAGAACCCUGAAGACUCUGGGUGAAUAAGACUGAGACUGAAAACACCCUCAACAACAGCUCUAAUACCAUACAGGACACAGUACAGGCACAGAGACUGACUGGUAUUCCUGAUAAUAUUGUCACAUGACAAAGAUACAGAGGAUGCUAUCAGAUGGGAACCAGCAGGCACAAGCUGUGGGUUUGCCAACGGACAGUCUCAACUGCUCCACAGAGACACACACACUGCCUGCGGCUUCAUGUGCCGUCAGUCACAUUUCAGGAAACUCUGCCACCAUACUCUUAAGGACACAACCAUCAAGCCAAAUGCCUCAUCUGGAAAUUAAAACACCUGUCACUGUUUUAUAUAUGUCAAUAAACAUAUUUAAUUCUGGAUUUCAGAAUUGACAAUUC